Molecule: messenger RNA, 825 nt
Organism: Spea bombifrons (plains spadefoot toad)
Lineage: Eukaryota; Metazoa; Chordata; Amphibia; Anura; Pelobatidae
Product: interleukin-18-like
Exons: 5
Coding region: 41-682 (213 amino acids)
Biological process (GO): immune response; inflammatory response
Molecular function (GO): cytokine activity
Source: RefSeq, a predicted model, not a curated record
UCUCGGAGCUGUACAGUAUACUACCGGUAUUGCAUUAUAGAUGCAAAUACAACUGCAUGUGUUUGACGUUCUCCGAGUAAAAUUAUCUAUGAUGGACACUCAUCAAUGCCGUUUCGAAAUGUCUGAUACAGAGUUCUACCUGCAUGUCACCGAAAGAGGAAUUCUAAUUUUUAUAGAAAGUGAACUGCAGUGUGAUUCAUGGGCGAAAGUUCCGAACACCCCUCUCAAAAGCAUUAUUUUAAAUUGUUUUAAGCAAGGACUUGAAGCUUAUCCUGAAGAACUUAACGGGUCAUGCACUCUUUUCAGGACGGAAUAUGAUAAAGAUAGAGCAAUUUUUGAGCUGCAAGUUUAUAAAGACACAACAAGAAGAGGAUUUCCAGUGGCAUUUUCCAUCAAGUAUAAUGGGAAGACUUACUAUCUCUACUGUACAAGCUCAAAGGAGCUUUCCUUUAAGGAAGGAGCCCUACCUGCAUAUAUCAGUGGGACAACCAGCGAUAUUAUCUUCUAUCAAAAGACAUUUAGCAGAGGAGACGUAAGGGGCUUUCUGUUCGAAUCUGCUCUGGUCGGAAACCACUUCCUGGCUUUCCAGGAUGGUGAAAAUGGUUCACAAAAACUAAUCCUUAAGCAGUCCUUUGAAGAUGAAGUGGAUGAGUUCAAACGUUUUCAAAUUUCUGCCCCCUAGUAAAUGUUUUUUAAAAUUCAAGUACGUAUAAGCUACGUUUAUACUUUAAGCCUAAAGUCUACUUUAGAAGUAUGUUUUAUUAUUGGAAAUAAAAUGAUGUAUAUUUGUAAUUAUAGAUUAAAAAUAAAAUAUUUCAAUGAGCA